UUGUCAACAUGACAAUAACUGUAAACUUAUUGUGAACUGUUGUAUUUUAAACAAUAAAGGAUGCAAAAUGAAAUCUAUUAAAUGCGGAAUUAAAUAAAAUUAAUGAAUAUCUUGGACUAUUUUAAUGAACAAUGAUAAUUAAUCUUAAUCUAUUGAUAUUUACCAAUUUAAUAUCUUUGAGGACAUGUACCAUUUUUCCCUACGUCUAUCCCCGUUUGAAGCUAGAGGCAAAGACUCCAGACGUUGCGGGCGAAGCGCUUUUUCUGACGCCUCACUUAGAAGAGGGAAAUAUCACACGAGCUCAAAACUUAUCGAGAGUUCCGUUCACUGAAAAAUUGGGAUUCAAAAGUUACUCAGGUUUUUUUACUGUGAACAAAAUUUCCAGAUCCAACUUGUACUUUUGGUAUUUCCCGCCAUUUUCAAAGACCGAAGAGAGUCCUGUUGUUUUAUGGCUGCAAGGUGGUCCGGGUGCGAGUUCGUUGUUCGGUCUUUUUACCGAAAUAGGUCCGCUUGUUGCUAAAUCAGGUGGUUUCGGUUUGCGAAGAUAUCACUGGGCGUUACAUUACCAUUUAUUAUUCAUCGACAACCCAGUGGGCACCGGCUUCAGCUUUACAGAACAAAAGGCAGGAUAUUGUAAAACCGAGGAGUGUAUAGCUGAAAAUCUUUUCAAAGCUUUGCAACAGUUUUUUGUGAUGUUUCCCAAUUUGAAGAGCAACGAGUUGUACAUCGCCGGUGAAUCUUAUGCAGGCAAAUAUACAGUGUCCUUAGCUAUGUAUAUUCAUCGUAAAAACAGUGAAACUAACGACGUGCAAGUAAAUUUGCAAGGUUUAGCUCUCGGCAACGCUUACUGUGAUCCCGUUAAUCAGAUGGAUUACGGUAACUAUUUAUAUCAGCACGGUUUAUUAGACAAUGACCAGCGUAAAGUGUUCUUGCAUGUACAAAAUAGGAUUGCCGAGAAAAUAAAACAGAAAAAUUGGGCACAAGCAGAUUUAUUGAUGGACAAGUUGAUGGAUGGUGGAUUAACGAACACGUCGUUUUUCAAAAUGUAUACAGGAUUUAAUUAUUUUUACAAUUUCAUGAAGACUGAAGACGAUGAUGAGAUAACUAUAUUUAGUAAAUUGAUUCACAAUGAUAAAGUACGACGUAUGAUUCAUGUCGGCGGGCGUCCGUUCAACUCCGGUGAGGAAGUUCAGAUGUAUUUGGCAUACGAUUUGUUAAAAUCUGUCGCACCUACGAUCGAGCAGUUGUUAUUGAAUUAUAGGAUAAUGUUUUAUAACGGUCAAUUGGAUAUAAUCGUUGCGUAUCCUUUGACAGUAAGUUUUUUGAGAAAAUUAAAAUAUCCUUCGGCGUUUGAAUAUAAGCAUGGUUCCCGUUUGAUAUGGUUUGUGGAUGAAGAAAUAGCGGGUUAUGUGAAGAAAGCUGGAAACUUGAUGGAAGUGAUGGUUCGUAACGCGGGUCAUAUGGUACCACACGACCAGCCUAAAUGGGCUCUUAAUAUGAUCAUGAGAUUUAUACAGGGAACUUUUUAAUUUUGUAAUAUAUAAUAAAUGCUAUAUUAUCAUUAUUCAAUAACUUUAUUUUAUUCGUUCAUUUAUUUCAUUGAUUAUAAAGUACCAAAAAUUGCAAAAACAGA
This is a messenger RNA of Papilio polytes (common Mormon), 1633 nucleotides long. Its product is annotated as venom serine carboxypeptidase-like. Gene Ontology annotation, molecular function: serine-type carboxypeptidase activity. The transcript has a single exon. Gene Ontology annotation, biological process: proteolysis. NCBI's taxonomy places the organism in Eukaryota, Metazoa, Arthropoda, Insecta, Lepidoptera, Papilionidae. The record is from RefSeq and is a predicted model, not a curated record. Bases 132 to 1529 code for a protein of 465 amino acids.